Molecule: messenger RNA, 1119 nt
Organism: Paracoccidioides brasiliensis Pb18
Exons: 3
Coding region: 1-1119 (372 amino acids)
Source: RefSeq, a predicted model, not a curated record
AUGUCUUAUCAAGGAUAUUACCACUACCAAGGGAGGGCGGCAGAUGCUGACCUGAAAUAUUAUCCGGUCAGCAAUGAGAUAGCUGCUUUUCCCCCUUCUCGAAGCUCGAGUGGCAUGAAUCGAGAAUAUGAGCCACCGGCGUAUAGGCCAGCACCAGGGGUUUCCGGACUGUACCACUCUAGUAAAAAUAGGACAUCUCCAUCGUGGGAGCUUUCUCGAGAGGCAUUGGGAACCGUUCGAUCACCCAAUCAAGGAAGACUGAAUGAAUCGCCUAUCUCAUACAGUAACUCUGGUAGAAUACCCAUCACUACCCCGCCUUACGACCGGUAUUCAAAUGUUUCCACCGCUCCCAACUUGGGAUCAACUGGACAACAGCCACGUCCUCCCGCUGGUGGAGAUAUAGAUACUCAUCUAGUUCAUCCUUCUCAUGACUUGAUGAUGCGAGACCCUAAGUCUCCAACUUUCGAGCAAUUUAAUUUCUUUCAUUAUCAUUCGAAGAGACGCGCACCAGAAAGCACAAAAAGCAUUGCCAAAUAUCACCCACAGAGGCGGCUAUUCAACCGUGAUGAGUUUGAUGGUCCCACUCAGUUUUUAGAUAUGCCUUCCCCAAGGACUAUUGCGGAACAGGAGAAAGAUUUGCCUCGCCUACCCACCAGUUUGGAUGUGCAAGAGCAAGACAAAAUCCUCUGUGAAGUUAAUGAUCGUUUAGCCAGGUGUGCUUUCAAUUUUGUUGCAAAAUAUCGAUUUCCUAUUCCUGUGGAACCAGACAAGAGACAGGUGAGAACACCAGCCGACCGGGAAUGGACCGAAUGGGUACACCUUUUGAAACGGUUAGCUACCAAGCGCCGAAUUCCUGCCAGAGUUCUUUAUAAUGGCCAGAUCAAGCAGUUUGUGACAGUCCUGGAGAAUUCCUUGGAAAUGCGCCAUGCUGCAAAGCAUCAAUCAAGGCCAGUGAAAGAUGAUAGGAACGUCCUACAGCUCAUAUCCGCAGGCACUCAGGUUGCAAAAAUUCUCAAGGAUGCUUCCACAAUGGAAUAUCUAGACCAGCUAUACGGAGGAACUGAAAACUUAAUUCGGGACCGGCGCGCCCAGCGCGGAGAAGUCUUUCUCUAUUCCUGA